AUGGAAUGGUGGAAUUGCGCAGCAGACAAAGAAGCAGAUGAGGAAGAAGGUAGUGCAGGAACGGGACCCACUGACGAUACGGAAGAUGACACCGAGCAUGGAAAACACAUUCUGCCUCUUAGUUCACACGCGACCAGUAUUGAGGUGUCGGCCAGCAUGCAAGACUUCUUUAAAAUGUUGGACGAGAAGAUUGAAAAGGGAAAAGACUACGAUUCAUCGAGUGAGUCUGAGGUGCGAAUGGAAAAAGAACGAAGGAAAAAAUUAAUUGAUCAGUGGCGAUCUGCAUCACUAUCAACUCAGUCUUCACAAUCUCAACCCAGUCCUCCUACUCCAGCGAGAAGAAGAAUGCCGAGGCCUAUACCACAACCACCAGAACGUCAAAAUAGUCCGGGAGCAGUCAAAAGAUGUUACAGGCAACAACACGUUCCAGAUGGGAUGUCUCCACCGCCGAGAAGAGCGCAUAGUGCUCAAUCCCACCAUCCACCAGAUGCACGACAAAUCAACGGUGACAAUUGGCAUGAUCCAACAAAAUCACCAGUCAAGAGACCGCAGAGCGCUGGAUCUACAUGGAAAAGUAAUCCCAAAGUUGCUCCAUACAACCAAAAACCCAAAAAGAACGAAGUAAAUGAAAACCAAAGAACAAACCAAAAAGACUCAGACACGUCCACUUGUCAGUCAGUUAAUAUUAGUCAAGACGUAUCUCAAAUUACUUAUAAUCCAACAUUCCAAACUCAUAGUCCUGCACAUUCAGCUAAGUCUCAACAACCAUACAUAGCGCAGAUAAUAAGUUACCCUUUGUCACAACAAGUUGCUCCUCCAUCACCACCAAAAUUCAUAGCGCCACCGGAGGAGUAUCAAGAUCCUCAGAAUCACGUGACAGAUAAUAAAUAUAGUGCAAGCCAAAAGCAGACCCCAAGUCAAUCGCCUCAAAUGAACCCUCAGUCACACAUUUACUACAUCCACGGUAACACAUCAACGAACGUUUCUAAUCAACAAGACUUGGCUCAACAAAGACAACAAACAGCUAUCCACCUACAACAGUACGUGGCAAUGAAACAAGCCCAGCAGCAUAUGUUCACAUAUUUACAAAGGGGACCUCAUACCGUUUUCCCUAAUGUAGACUAUGUUCAAAUGCCAACAAAUCCUAGAAUAUACGAGGGAGAAGAAUUUACAGCUCAAUACGGCCAUCCAGCUUUAAGGCCACACAGUGCCCCAACACCAGUAGGAGUCGUAAGGCCGAUGCCACUUCCUCCAGCAUUCAGUCCAUUACCCGAGGGAUCGCAUAUGGUUCAAAUGCCCAUAUGGCCUCAUAUGCCUCCCGUUGUCUCCACGAUGGGUCCCUGGUUACCAGGGCAAGGACACGAACUACAAUACUACCCUCAAUCUCAAUUUAUGCCAAUGUACAGAGCGACCUCUGCCGGUUCCGCUGGUACACUAACCAGGUAUCACAAGAAGGAAACUAGCGACGGUGAAGUCAAGAAUGUGUGCCAAAGUAUAAACUUAGUGAGGCAGAAACAGAUUGGACAGAUAGUGUCUUUACCUGGCCAGGAAUUGACCGUGUGUAAUAACACAAGCGAUAGCCCCAGUCCGGCGUCCGUGAGCACUGACAGCGGCGUGUCACCUGGAAACAGUGCUCCUAGUUCUAAGGCGUCCGUCUUUAGCCCAUCUCCAGUGACGUCGGACACUUUCGUCGCUGUAGAAAGUAAAACUAAGAAAAUAAAGUCUGCACCAUUCACGCGAUCUCUAAAAAAUUCUAAAAGUUUAGAUUCUUAGUGCAACUUUGUAAUUAUGUAGAUUUUCUAAGUGUACGUAGAUUCUAGUCGGAGUAUGUAAAUUAUAGUGAAAUUAGAUUCGUAUGCUUAUCAUUGUAUAGUUCAUUUUUAUUCGAUCAAUGUUAAAGUCGAUAUCCUCUUACGUUUGUAAGUUUGCGUCAGUAUCACUAAAUUUUAGACUCGCUCUGUGAUUUUCCGUUGAGAUAUAAUUUAAAUGUCCACUUGUGAUUUUGUCAUACCCUAGUAAUUUAACUUUGUGCCUUGCAGUCAUUGGUUGGUUGAGUGCUCAUUUUUGUCUGCUCUAAUAAACAUUUAUUAUUGUAAGCAGUAAUUUGUAAACACUGAUUUCUGCAAUGACUGCACCACUUAGUUUAAGAAACGGGUACGUAAGUUUAUCAUUAUUUAUUAAUUUAUUAACAAAAUUAAUAAUAAAUUAUUCUAAAUGUAUGUUUAGAUAAAGACAUGUAAAUGGUACCUCCAAGUGCCGAACGCUGCAUUUUGAAUUAUCCAUUAAUUAUAAUAAUUAAGAAAGA
This is a messenger RNA of Melitaea cinxia (Glanville fritillary), 2305 nucleotides long. RefSeq lists its product as uncharacterized. The transcript has 4 exons. NCBI's taxonomy places the organism in Eukaryota, Metazoa, Arthropoda, Insecta, Lepidoptera, Nymphalidae. The coding region runs from base 1 to 1773 and encodes 590 amino acids. The record is from RefSeq and is a predicted model, not a curated record.